AUGCAAGACCCUAAUAGAAUUAUAGAAAUUAGCGGCUCUUCGGUCAUAGACCUCAAGGCCGAAUUAUUCAAACAGAAAGAAGAGUUUCAAAAACAAAAGGUGGCAGCAAAUAAUCAACCCGUCUCUGCAGCUUUAAGAAAGAGUGUUAAGAAACCAGGAUUAUGGGAUAACCAGAAUAAAGGAGUAAAUGAAAGAUCUCGAAGAGAUGAAUUAGAAAUAAUUGAUGCACCAACUUUGGAGGCUAGUCGAAUAGCUAUGGAAAGAAAAGCAAAAUUAUAUGAUCAAUUGAUAAAGACUGGAAUUGAUGAAUAUAUCGAUGAAUUCGGAAGAACGCGUGUGUGCCGGAAAAGUCAAAUUCCAGAAGAAAAUUUACCAACUACCAAUGGCGUGAGAGAAGAAACAUCAAUAAAUUCUGAGGAAAUUUCACUAAUGGAACAAGAAAAAAAUGAAUGGGAAAAAGCUGCAUUGGAGGAAUUGAAAAAUGGUCCUAUUCACUACGAUGAGACGAAAGAUGAAAAGGAACGUGAAGAACAACUUCGUGCGUUAAAAGAAAUGCGAAUUGAGACGGAAGUAAAACGUGCAGGGUACACAAGUGUAAAGGAUAAAAGAAAAGCUCAAUUGGAUUUAAGGAUGGCAACUAUCCGUGCGAAAAAACAAAAGACAUCUGUUAAGAAUUUACAAACUUCAGAUAAAAUAAUAGAAAUAAAUUCCAAUAGAGAAUCACAGAAAUCAUUUCAUGAAACAAGUCGAAUCGCAAAACUCAACAGAAUAUAA
This is a messenger RNA of Diversispora eburnea, 774 nucleotides long. Lineage: Eukaryota; Fungi; Glomeromycota; Glomeromycetes; Diversisporales; Diversisporaceae. The record is from the annotation of a GenBank genome assembly.